This is a messenger RNA of Yamadazyma jaroonii, 1023 nucleotides long. The record is from the annotation of a GenBank genome assembly. Lineage: Eukaryota; Fungi; Ascomycota; Pichiomycetes; Serinales; Debaryomycetaceae.
AUGAAGAUACUCAAUAUACAAGACUCAUUCGAAGACAGUUCACAGUUUUGGUUGGGUCUUAGAGAGCCCAAUGAGAACCAAGAACUAUUUGAAUUAACUCAUGAUGAUCCCAGGUUCAAGAAAGUGGGAAAACAUUACGUAUUUGAUAAUGGCGAAAAAUAUACCUUAAGUAUGGGGAAAUACAUCAAAAUGAACAAUGUUUCGAGUGUUUCCAGAAUAGAUGAAGAUCUUAUAUUAGGUUAUAAGGAUGGUAGUCUUUCAGUUUAUAAUAUAACUUCAGGAGAAAAUACCAAGAUUCCUGAAUGUCAUUUCUUGGAUAUUGAAGAAAUCAAAGUUUUCCCAUCUAAAGAAGUUAUACUUACCAGAGGUUUAGAUAAUCAGAUAAAGUUAUGGUCAAUCAAACAAUGGAAGAAUAUCAGAAUAAUGAAAUCAUUGUUCUCAAGUAAUGUGGAAUUCGUUGGCAAAGGACGUAACUUCUUAGUAGGAAAUAAGAAUGGAGAGGUUGAGAUGUGGGAAUGCGGUAGUGAAUCAAUUGUAUAUAGAUUUUCCAAAGUGAAAAAUAAGCACGACCCCGUGACGGUCAUCAAGAUCAUAGAAGAUCAUGAAGAUGAAGGAGAUGAUAAAGAAAAUGAGUUUGAAACCAAAGGUAAGUCAGUGAUUGUUGGUUAUGAAAGUGGUGAAGUCCGUAAAUUCAAUUUAUUCACUAAACAACUGACAUUUUUAAUGAAUUUGGCUAGUCCCAUAACUGAUUUGGGAUUUACUACCGAAUUGAUUGUCGGGGCACAAGGUAAAUUACUUAUCGGAGAUAAGCAACUUGACUUGAAUGAUGAAAUUGUCAAAUUCAAAGUAUCAGAUCACAUCUACGUUUAUAAUGGAGAAGAGACUUUAUUGAAAAUUUCCAAAGAUUUGGCGGAGAUAACGUAUUUAGUGGGAUUACCGGAAUUUUUCAAAGUUGAAGAUAUGAUAAUAGAUAGCCAACUUAUUGUUGCCAGUGAUUACGGAAUUAUUAUGUAUGAGAAAUAA